CGCAGCUGUUGAACACAGAAAACUUCCGUUGAAAAAAAAAAAAAAAAAAGGUAAGGACGAUUUUUCGGGUUUCGGUUCGUGGAAACAGGAGAGCCGCAUUGUUUGCAGUUGUAUGUUUUCUUGGACUCUAUCAUAGUAACAGUGCAGUGAAUGAAGUGUUACCUGCUUCUGUAGCACUUUUUCACCAAAAGUGGGCUUUUGGACAAGGAUGACAAUGGAAGAGUUGAAGAAUGAAGCAGAGACAACCUCAAUGGUUUCCAUGCCGCUCUAUGCAGUCAUGUACCCAGUCUUCAAUGAGCUGGAGCGAGUAAAUUUAUCGGCAGCACAGACUCUGAGAGCAGCCUUCAUUAAAGCUGAAAAGGAGAACCCAGGUCUUACUCAGGACAUUAUUGUGAAAAUUCUAGAGAAGAAAAACGUGGAGGUGAACUUCACUGAAUCUCUACUGCGCAUGGCUGCUGAUGAUGUUGAAGAAUACAUGAUUGACAGGUCAGAACAAGAGUUCCAGGACCUGAAUGAAAAGGCACGAGCACUGAAACAGAUUCUCAGCAAAAUACCCGAUGAGAUUAAUGACAGAGUCAGAUUUCUCCAGACAAUCAAAGACAUUGCGAGUGCAAUAAAAGAGCUUCUUGACACUGUGAACAAUGUCUUUAAGAAAUAUCAGUAUCAAAAUCGCAGGGCACUUGAACACCAAAAGAAGGAGUUUGUAAAGUACUCCAAAAGCUUCAGUGAUACACUGAAGACCUAUUUCAAAGAUGGAAAGGCAAUAAAUGUGUUUGUGAGCGCCAACCGACUAAUCCAUCAAACCAACUUGAUACUGCAGACCUUCAAAACUGUUGCCUAGAAGCUUCAAUUGUUAGGUGUAAUUUUUAAUGUUGGAUAGGACAACCUUUAUAUGUAAAGUUUUUGACUGUAUAAUUUAUAAGUCUUGCUUCAAGACCUGAAGCAGGAUGUCGAACGGAAAUCUUGCCAGCUUCCACCAUAUUUUUGUAAGACUUUAUUCUAGCUUAAUCAUGAUCUCACAAUGAAGAUUCAGCAUCACUUUUGCUAUUACUAUCAUUCUAUCUAAAAGAAAGCCAAAAGAUUUUGCGCCUUAAUGUGUCAUGUAACAUUCCUUAUAUGAAGUGUAAAUAUUGGUAUUCUUUUUCUGACAUUAACUUGAAGAAGAAAUGCAAAUUAUGUAUUUAACAAUAUCUGGUGGCAAAUAUUCAAUAAAAAAUAGUUUACAUAUGUUAAAAUGUUUCAUUGGUUUUUGACAAUACUGGGGUUCUCUUAUGUGACUGGUUAAGAAAUAUAAUUAAGUAAUUUGUUCUGCUGUGCUUGGGUGGUUUUCAGACCCCCCCAAUUUAGCAUUAAUCGUUGUCAACCGAUGCAUUAGAUAAGGUACUGUAGUCCAAGACUAAUGCUAAUUGGGGAUUGUACAUUUAGAUUAUUGUGUUUAAUGUUCCAACAGUAGAAAUAUUACUAAAAUAGGUGGCUGCAAAGUCACUUGAACAGUGCUUGGUGCUGCUGAGCAGAGCAAUGAAACAGGCAGGUGGAAUCGCCCAGAAUCUAGGAUUACUAUCAAGGGGGUGCUGUAAACAGAUCUCAUUAUUGCACGCUCAUGCUUUUAUACUCUGAAUCUGAUGAAUGUUGCAAUAACUCUGCAAAUGAACCUGGUGGAACUCCCUGGCACCCAAUGAUCUUUUAGUGUGUGUUUCACAUUAUGUUUUAAUGUAUUUUCUGGCUGUGACACACAAAACCACUUUUGGUGUUGGAAAAGCAAAUGUUAACAAGUGCAAAUGCCACAUGAAAACACUGAUGUGUGUUAUCUGUUAAGUCCCACUGUGGUGAAAUGGAUGUCAAAAGCACUAUUCAAUAGAGAAAUUAGAUUUAUGGAUUUAAUGGAAGUUUAAUAAUUAUUGGCAUGUAUUUCUAAAAAUAAGAACUCAAAACAAGUAAGUGCAAGGCAGAAUUGUCACACGUAGCGUUAGAAUCAGAAAAUGAGUAAAGCACCCUUUGGGGACUUUUAUUUUUGUAUAAUAUUUAAAAUCAAAUGUCUUUUACUGAAUGAAAAUGUACACUAUCUACAAACUGUUAGUCAAAGUAAAUAAACCAAAACUUUUCAGCAUUCUGUGACAAAUGUAUUAUGCAACAUAAAAACAAAACAAAUUGACUAACCGGCUUUAUAAAGUGAAAUUAAAGGUUGGUAAUUACACCAACUGACUUGAGGAAUGUGACCACUUGUGGCAUACCUGAAAAACUAUUUUAUUUUGAGUUUCCAAGUGUAAUUGUGUGUCUUAGCUACAAUACAAACUUUUUCAAAUAAAUACAUUUACAGUUUAAUAAUGCAGUACCAUGUACAGUAUGUUAAGGACUGAUGAGGAUGUGAAGAUCCAAGACUAACUGGCUUUUAAGCAGCAGCCAUGAUUACUUCAACUGUGUGCUGAUUGGAGUAUAUUCAUGAGCAAUAAUCAUGUUUUGUACAAUCUGACAUGUAGUAUUCACAGUUUAAACAAACAAAAAAAAAACUGUAUAAUUACCCUUAAAGAAAGUAUUAUGAGCUGCAAUGUUCUACAACCAUGUUGCAGAAUCUAUAGAAUUUAUCAUGGUUGUUUACAUGUCUUUAUUCACAUGUUACCAUAUGACAAGUUUACAGCUUUCCUUUAAAGCAAAGUCAUGUUGGCCCAAUUUAUGUGGUAGUGACGGAUGCAGAACAAAUACAAAUGUUUGAGAUUU
Messenger RNA from Polyodon spathula (Mississippi paddlefish), 2715 nucleotides. Its product is annotated as programmed cell death protein 10. Bases 209 to 841 code for a protein of 210 amino acids. Gene Ontology annotation, cellular component: FAR/SIP/STRIPAK complex; Golgi apparatus. Lineage: Eukaryota; Metazoa; Chordata; Actinopteri; Acipenseriformes; Polyodontidae. The transcript has 8 exons. Gene Ontology annotation, molecular function: protein kinase binding. The record is from RefSeq and is a predicted model, not a curated record. Gene Ontology annotation, biological process: positive regulation of MAP kinase activity; regulation of Golgi organization.